Messenger RNA from Mesitornis unicolor (brown roatelo), 414 nucleotides. Its product is annotated as lanC-like protein 1. The transcript is spliced from 3 exons. The record is from RefSeq and is a predicted model, not a curated record. NCBI's taxonomy places the organism in Eukaryota, Metazoa, Chordata, Aves, Mesitornithiformes, Mesitornithidae. Gene Ontology annotation, cellular component: plasma membrane. Gene Ontology annotation, biological process: peptide modification; carbohydrate metabolic process.
AUGAUGGCGCAGCGGGCGCUUCCUAACCCUUACGCGGACUAUGACAAGUCUUUGGCCACCGGCUAUUUGUUUUAAUCUUUGCAGCUGACCCCCGAAUUCACGCAGCGGCUGAAUAACAAAAUCAGGGAGCUGCUCCAGCAGAUGGAGAGAGGCCUCAAGUCUGCCGACCCGCAGGACUGCACGGCGUACACGGGCUGGGCAGGCAUUGCUUUGCUGUAUUUGCACCUGUAUGAUGUGUAUGGAGACCCAGCGUACCUUCAGGUAGCCCACGAGUAUGUGAAGAAGAGCCUGAGCUGUCUGACAAGACGAUCCAUCACUUUCUUGUGUGGAGAUGCCGGGCCCCUGGCAGUGGCGGCCGUCGUCUACCACAAACUGCAGAACCAGAAGCAGUCAGAAGAGUGCAUCACUCGGUAA